Molecule: messenger RNA, 4091 nt
Organism: Esox lucius (northern pike)
Lineage: Eukaryota; Metazoa; Chordata; Actinopteri; Esociformes; Esocidae
Gene: azin1b
Product: antizyme inhibitor 1b
Exons: 12
Coding region: 425-1666 (413 amino acids)
Biological process (GO): positive regulation of polyamine transmembrane transport; negative regulation of protein catabolic process
Cellular component (GO): cytoplasm
Molecular function (GO): ornithine decarboxylase activity; ornithine decarboxylase activator activity
Source: RefSeq, a predicted model, not a curated record
UCAGAAAUCACAGGUCUCCUCCCACUAGCCAAGAGAAAGAACAGCGGCGCAGUUACACAGCUCUGGUCUUCCAAGCAUAUGGCAAAAAUAGAUAUUUUUCUUUCUUUUUAUGUGGUGCCCACUACAUUUUAAAAAUUCCGCCGAAAAAGAGAAGACGAUUUUCCGAAACAUUCUGGCCGUUAUCUCACGGCUCCCUCUUCUCUGUGCAGGUGUAUAACCGCUACCCAGAAGGACUAGGGGCGGCCCUUUACCGGGAGCGCUUUGACUUCAACGCCGAGCCGCCUUGGGAUCCUAGCUGAUAGCGGGACACGCCCAUCUCCUGACUUGUCCAUUUUGUUGCGUAACCAGCAGGACCCCACAGCUCUGGCAUAACCUUCACCUGAUUACUGCUUUAUGAUUGUCGGAUUUGCGGAAUACGGCUGAGAUGAAAGGACUUGCUGACCAACCAAACCACAUUGUUGAACUCUUGGAGGGAGGAACCACUUUGGAAGAUGUCAUAGAUGGACACGUUCAGGAACAAGCUCUGGAUGAUAAGAGUGUGUUUGUGGUGGCAGACCUGGGGGCCCUAAUGAGACAGCAUGUCCAGUGGCAGAACACCGUGUCCCGGAUCAGCGCCUACUACCCUGUCAGCACCAACAGCAGCCCUGCGGUACUCCAGGUUCUAGCCUCUCUUGGACUUGGCUUUGUCUGUGCCAACAAGGGUGAAGUCAGCCUGGCAUUGGACUAUGGUGUCCCCCCUGAGAACAUCAUCUUCUCUGGGGUUUGCAAACCGCUGUCCCACAUUAAGUACGCAGCCAGGAAUGGUGUUGACCUUCUGGUGUGCGACAGCGAGACCGAACUCUGCAAGAUUGCCCGUUCCCAUCCCAAUGCCAAGUUGUUGGUCCAGGUCACUACGUGGGCCCAGGUGGCUGAAACCAGCAUGGCAUUUGGCUGCUCUCUGAAAAGCUGCAGGCAUCUUCUGGAGAUGGCUAAGAGCCUUGGGGUGCAGGUGGUGGGAGCUACGUUCCACAUUCCUGCUUCCUGCAAGGACCUACAGGCAUAUGGCCACGCCCUCUCGGAUGCCCGCUGUGUGUUUGACAUGGGGGAGGAGCUGGGCUUUAAUAUGAGCAUCCUGGAUAUUGGUGGUGGGUUCUCUGGCUCAGAGUAUCAGCUCAAACAGGUUCACAUGGCUGUCCGGCCGCUGUUGGAUGUCUACUUCCCCUCCCAGUCGGAGGUGCAGGUGAUCGCUGAGCCUGGGAGCUACUACGUCUCCUCCGCCUUCACUUUGGCUGUUAACAUCAUCGGCAAGAAGGUGGUGGCCCAGGACUGGGGUGGCCGUGCUCCAGAGGCGCUGACCCUCGACGACGAGCCAGAGUUCCUGUACUACCUGAACGACGGCGUUUACGGGUCUUUCUCGUGCAAACUGCUGGGCAACAGCAUCCCUCCCCCGGCAGUGCACAAGAGGGCCUCUAUGGUGGAGCAGCCUGUGUUCUCCAGCAGCCUGUGGGGUCCCACACUGGACAGCCUGGACCGGGUUGUGGAGCGCUGCCUUCUGCCUGAACUGGGCCCUGGGGACUGGCUGGUCUUCAACAACAUGGGGGCCUCUGGCCUGGAGAACCUGUCCUCCUUCAGUGACCCCUCUGCCUGCAGACCCCCGGUCUACUACACCGUCUCCACCACCGACUGAUUUUCCUGCCGUAAAGCCUCGGGAUUGACAGGUCGUGUCGGCGUGUCUAUAUUCACGAAUUCGAUCGGUAGGGUAGACGCGGAACGGGACAAUGGAAGGAGCGGUCGGAGGGACGUCCAAGCUGGGGCCUUGUGAUUGGACAGGAUGUGAGACUGGCACCGAGAGUUUGGCUCUUUGUAUUACCUUAUGAUGUCCGAUGUAUCUUCUGAUUAGACACCCAACUGAUGUCGUGCAAGGAUUGUCCGUGCCACACCUGAUCUUCACUGUUUGUGACAAUAUCUCAAAACUUGGACAGACGCGAACUACACAUUAAGCUAAACCAUUGGCCAUUCUACUGUACUGUAGAGCCAUUGUAUUGCUCAACCAUUUUUCCUCUGUUGAUCUUCAGGUAUGAAAUGCAGGAAGCCGGAGUAGCCUUGGACAGCAUCAUGAAGAACUUCUCUUUGGUCCAGUAUGGUGCUUAGCUCCUCCCUCAGCUCUGCUCCUCCCCCACAUUAUGACAUCAGAGAGGGAACCCUGGAGGUCAACAUUCCAACAUCCAGGACUUAAAUACGCAAUCUGUCAACAGUGGUGGUUUUCCUGGGAUAUUAUUGAUUACUGGCCCAUAAGUGUAUUGUCCCGUCCCUCCUUUCUCAGUCAGCUAGAGAACAUCAAGAACACAGGUUUACCAGUAACAUAUGCAACAAAACGGAUGACUCUUGGAGAUGGAAGCCUGCUUCUUAACUGGGUUUCCUAAUCAGAUGCGUUUACAUAAAUGUACAUUUGAUUCAUUUCUAUUAUCUAUGAUUACCAGUUGUCAGUCUUGUAGAAAUCAGUUGUCAGGCCGACAUGAUGAUGCAUUUGUUUAUAGAGGACGAUUUUCCAGGUUUUUAGUAUUUAAAAUCAGUACUACAUUUGUGCUUUAGACCCCUAGUAAAUCUAAGUGAAACAGAAAGCUUACAUUGUGAGACGUUCACCCAUUCUUGAUCUUGAUUAGUUUGAUUUCUUAAACCUAUAUAUGGAGCUCAUUGAUCUCCUGAGAAAAUGUCUCCUAGUUCAUUCUCUGUUCACCUAAUGUGUUCUGUCUAAGAUAUAUCUAAAUAUUUAUGUAUUUUCUAACGCUACCUAGAUAUGUGUGCUGUGAUUGCCAUGGUGACCUCUUAAAGUUCUCAGUCUCAGUGAGGCAUUUGAAGGAUUUGCUGAAGUGAUUUCAGAGGUACAACUGACUAGAAAGCUAGUCUGGUGUACCGUUUGCUUUCGUUUAGCCAGUCGUUCUGAGUACCAGAGGUGCAAACAUGUUUGAACCAGGCUAUCAGAAAGCAUUUACUCAGGGGUGUGGUCAUUGGAAACCAACUAGUAGCAAACGGAACAAAACGCAGAGGGACCUUCCAGAAUCUACUGUUCCAACUCGUUUACAAAUAGUUUUGCUACAGUGUACACCAGUGAAUACAACCCACUUCUGUGUGUGUAGUGGGAGGGUUUGACAGCAAAGCCUCACUGACCUGUUGAACUGAAUGAGAGCAGGAGGACUGUUGCAUCUGUGGUCUGUGUGCCUGCUUCCCUUUUCUAAUUGGCCAAGUGUUUGUCCAUCAAAAGUUCAAUCAAUUUGAAAGGUUUCUCUGUGAAAAUGGAUUGAUGUGGUGACUGCUGUCCAUCACAUAUGACACCUGUUAAGAACUCAUUGGACAUAACAGAUACGAGCAGCUUUCUGGUUCGGCCGAGUGUUUCCAGCUCAUGGCCUGGGUUCAUGCUUUGCAGAGGUGGUAUAGAGUUGCAACUGCACUGCCUUGUAAACUUGGACAUAUUAAAGUGUUCUCAAUGUUUCAACCACAGCGUGGGUUCCAGGUCCCUGUUCUCUCUUGCCAGAGCAUGUUCGCUCGCUGCCCCCCGUAACACAUUGCAGACGUGUCUUAUGAAAUUAGCUUCUCGUGCCUCUGCCGGGCUGCAUCAUACAGGUUUAUACAGGUUUAAAUACAAGGUGGCUCCACUUCCCCUGGUACCUCUUCUGGUUGUGCUGUUUCCAACUCCAUUACAAUUUGGUAGGUCAUUUAGUGGGUGCUUUUAAUUUCUCCUAUUUUACACCUUUGCGGUUGCUUCUUGGCCAGCAUAUAUUCAGUCAGCCUGGAGCAAGUGCCUUGCUCAGGGCAUAUCAGCAGAAGGUUCACCGUAUUGGCCCAGGGGUUUCAAAUACAAGGAGCCAAACACUGAACCGUGGCAAACUGCGGCUAACCAGCAAGACGUUUGGCCUUGUGGAAUGACAGUAGGCAUUAUGCCACAAUCUGACUGACUCUCAGGCUGACUGAAAAACACUUUCUUAAUCCUGCCCUCAUUGGAAAUAAUGUAUUGUAAAUUACUUUCUGUCUAAGGCACUAAUGGACCAUAGCCUGUUUUUGACUGUAAAUUGUGCUUGUUAAAGUAAUGAAAGUUAUUAAUUUAAUACAUCUGA